Molecule: messenger RNA, 2870 nt
Organism: Myiozetetes cayanensis
Lineage: Eukaryota; Metazoa; Chordata; Aves; Passeriformes; Tyrannidae
Gene: GLMP
Product: glycosylated lysosomal membrane protein
Exons: 7
Coding region: 130-1392 (420 amino acids)
Cellular component (GO): lysosome
Source: RefSeq, a predicted model, not a curated record
GGUCCAUCCCGGGUGUGUCCCGGGUCCAUCCCGGGUCCAUCCCGGGUCCAUCCCGGGUCCAUCCCGGGUCCGUCCCGGGUCCAUCCCGGGCCCAUCCCGGGUCCAUCCCGGGCCCGUCCCGGUGUCCCCAUGGCGGGGCUGGCGCUGCUGGUGGCGCUGCUGGCGGCGUUGGUGGCACCGGCAGGGACCGAGGGGGACAGGAAGGUGUCCCUGGAGUUCAAUCCGGGCUGGAACGGCUCCUCGGUGAACGUCCUGCACGUGCGUGCCGAGGGCCCGGGGGACACCCUGCACUUCGUGUGGGGCAGCCUGGGGGCCCCCUCCGUGCUCCUCGUGGCCUCCCGGAGCCCCCAGAGCCGCCUGGACAUCGACUGGCCCCGCCUGCUGUCCCCCAGCCCCGAGGGGGCCCUGAGGAUCCUCCCCCCCGGCAGCGUCUCCUACGCCGGCGCCGUCGUCUUCACCAGGCUGCUGGAGGAGAAGGCUCCCGGGGAGGGAUUUUUCCCCCCGUACGACCUGUCGGGCUUUUCCUGGGAAGAUUCCAACGCGACGCUGGAGCCGCGGGCGCUGCGGGGGCAGCUCCGGGGGGCGCCCGAACACGACCCUGGAGGAGCCUUCUCCAACGGCUCCAUCGCAUUCCAGGUCACAGCAUUCCCAUCCCUGGGCCGAGCCGAUGUCCCCCCGGGGCUGCCCCGUGUUCCAGGGAGCUGUGGGCUGGAGCUGCUGCUGCAGGGGGUGGCUCCCCGUGGGAACAGCUCCCGAUUCCUGCUCGAGCUGGCGGCGCUGGAGGCGCCGGGGGCGGCGCGGGCGCUGCGGCCACGGAGGGACCUCGACGAUGAGUUCGCCCCUGGGGUGUUCCAGACGCUGUCCCUGGUGGCCGAAUCCCGACCCAACGGCUCCGAAUCCCAAUCCAUCGGCUCCGAAUCCCACUCCAAUGGUUCUGAAUCCCGCUCCAAGGGCUCCGUUUCCCCCCCUGGCACCGUGCUCAGCUUCCUGCAGUGGAGAGCCGUGGCCUACGGCUCGAGCAGCCCCCGGCGCCAGGACGGGAUGCGCUGCGGGGCCGGGGGGCUGCGGGAGGGGCUCUGGGCCCCCCAGCCCCUGCCCACCCUGGCCAGGGCCUAUUUCGGGGCCGGGCCGGGCACCCCGCUGGGGUUCAGCGCCCUCAACGUGUCCUUCGGGGCCGGGGCCGGCGAUGGGGACGUGUACAGGGAGAGGAGAUUCCUGCGCUGGUCGGUGCUGGUGGGCUUUGGGGAGCCCCCCAGGGACUCCUUCUCCCCCCUGAUCAUCUCCAUCAUGGCUGUGGCCCUGGGCACCCCCCUGGUCCUGCUCCUGGGGGGCUCCGGCCUCGUCCUGCUGGCCCGGAGGAGACGCUACUCCGAGUACGAGCCCAUCAACUGAGGGGACACCCCGGGGACACCCCCAGGGUGACCUCUGGGAGACCCCCAGGAUUCCCUGGGACACCCCCAGGAUCUGCAGAGACACCCCCAGGAUCUACAGGGACACCCCAGGAUCUACAGGGACACCCCCAGGAUUCCCUGGGACACCCCCAGGAUCUGCAGGGACACCCCAGGAUCUGCAGGGACACCCCCAGGAUUCUCUGGGACACCCCCAGGAUUCCCUGGGACACCCCCAGGAUUCCCUGGGACACCCCCAGGAUUCUCUGGGACACCCCCAGGAUUCCCUGGGACACCCCAGGAUCUACAGGGACACCCCCAGGGUGACCCCUGGGAGACCCCCAGGAUCUGCAGGGACACCCCCAGGAUCUGCAGGGACACCCCAGGAUCUACAGGGACACCCCCAGGAUUCUCUGGGACACCCCCAGGAUUCCCUAGGAGACCCCCAGGAUUCCCUGGGACACCCCCAGGAUUCUCUGGGACACCCCCAGGAUUCCCUGGGACACCCCAGGAUCUGCAGGGACACCCCCAGGAUCUGCAGGGACACCCCCAGGAUCUACAGGGACACCCCCAGGAUCUGCAGAGAGAGCACCAGGAUACUCAGGGAAACCCCCAGGAUGCCCAGGGAGACCCUUGGGAUCCCCAGGAGACCCCCCAGGAGACCCCCAGGAUGCCCAGGAGACCCCAGGAUGCCCAGGGAGACCCCCAGGAUGCCCAGGGAGACCUUUGGGAUCCCCAGGGAGAGCCCCAGGAUCCUCAGGGAGACCCCCAGGAUGCCCAUGGAGACCCCCAGGAUCCACAGGAACACCCUGGGACACCCCUGGGAUCCUCAGGGAGACCCCCGGGAUCCACAGGAACACCCCCAGGUCCCCAGGGAGACCCCUGGGAUCCUCAGGGAGACCCCUAGGAUCCCCAGAGAGACCUCCGGGAUCCUCAGGGAGACCUCCAGGAUCCACAGGAACACCCUGGGACACCCCUGGGAUUCUUUGGGAGACCCCUGGGAUCCUCAGGGAGACCCCCAGGAUCCCCAGGAGACCCCCAGGAUCCUCUGGGAUACCCCCAGGAUGCCCAGGGAGACCUUUGGGAUACCCAGAGAGACCUUUGGGAUCCUCAGGGAGACCCCCAGGAUCCCCUGGCUCUCCCCAUCCCAGCAUUCCCAGCUCCAAGGGGAUCCCAAAAGACAAAGGGUCUCUCCCUUUGUCCUUGCUCCUCCUCUCCCUGCCUUGGAUUGCACUUUUCUCUCCACGGUUUUUUUUUUUUCCUGAUUAUUCCAAAGGAUUCCAAUCCCUGGGGUUUGGACCCUCCUUCUCCUCCUUUUCCUCCUCCUUUUCCAAAGGGAUCCAACCACUGCUGUGCAGGGAUGCUUGGGAAGGCACCCAGGGGUGCUCCCUGCUCCCUGCUGUGCCGGGAAAUCCCGGGAAUUCCCAGGCAGGUUCCCUGUUCUCCGGGGGCCUCCCGAGCCAAAUAAAAGCGGAUUUCUAA